AUCAUCAUAUACUUCCAAAACAAAUUAAAGCCAUUUAUUUACCUGUCUAUAUUUUUCGGUGCAGCAUUUACAAAAGCAUAUUUUUUUCCUCCUAGGAUGCUAGAGGUGUUCCUGUCCCGCGUUUGAUUUUGAGGCUAGAGCUUAAUUACCGGAAUUCUUGGCAAUUUUAAAGGGUUUGGUUGAAACCGUGAAGAUGGCACCGAAUUCCAUGAGUUUCCCAAUGUUCUUUGUUAUGUUUUCCAUAGCUUUCCCUGUUGUUGUCACAGUUACCUUCAUGUAUCGAAACUCUAGUUUCGGACUAUUCGAGGGGUAUUCAGAAGGCAACUUACAAAGAGGAACAUCUCAGAACGUUACUACUGCUGCUGAGCGGUUACCAAACGUUACAGAAACUCAUGGCUUUCAAUUGGGAAGAGCAAUCCAAAAUACAACACAUGACAGCUCAGGAGGAAAAGAUCAAGGAAAUAAUAACAGUACUGUCAGCAGUGGAGUUAAGGAACGACAAAGGAGAUCCCAAAAUCAUACCUCUAUUGAAGGAAGAAUCAAGAAUAAUAUUACAACAGCAGAUGAUGGCUCAAAAAUCGCUUCAUUGACAAGUUCAAAAAAUGAUUCAACUCCAGCACAUGUUAAUCUUGAUGACAAUGACAAGCUACUUGGUGGACUGUUAACCUCUGGAUUUGAUGAAGAAUCGUGCAUAAGUAGGAUUCAGUCCCACUUGUACCGCAAAGCUUCUCCUCACAAACCUUCUCCAUAUUUGAUAUCUAAACUACGUAACUACGAAGAAAUUCAUACAAGGUGUGGACCUAAUACUAGAGCUUAUCACAGAAGCAUGACAAUGAUUGAACACUCAAAGAACAAAGGUGCUGCUACAUUGUGUAAGUACCUUAUCUGGACACCUGCUAAUGGUUUGGGUAACCAAAUGAUUAACCUGGCUGCAACAUUUCUUUAUGCCAUCCUCACUGAUCGAGUGCUACUUGUAGAAUUUGGGAAAGACAAGCAUGGCCUAUUUUGCGAGCCAUUUCUCAAUUCAACUUGGAUAUUGCCUCGUAAGUCUCCUUUCUGGAAUGAAAAGCAUAUAGAGACAUAUCAGAUCUUGCUAGAGAAGGAUAGGGCUAGCAAUUCAACGGAGGAUUUACCAUCAGUUCUGUUUAUUAACCUACAACACACACGUAGUGACCCUGAGAAAUAUUUUCACUGUGACCAUAGUCAAGAUCUGCUCCAGAAGAUUCCUUUGUUGAUUUUGCAGUCUGAUCAAUACUUUGUGCCCUCUCUGUUCAUGAACCCUUUUUUCAACCAGGAGGUUACCAAAAUGUUUCCAGAGAAAGAAACAGUUUUCCACCAUUUGGGUCGCUACCUUUUUCACCCUUCAAACGAGGCAUGGAAACUGAUCAGCGAUUACUAUGAGGCACACUUGACCAAGGCAGAUAAACAGAUAGGCUUACAGAUUAGAGUAUUUAGUCCUGUUUCUACUCCACAGCAAGCAGUCAUGGAUCUAGUUUUAAGCUGCACAUUGAAGCAUAAGAUACUGCCACAAGUGGAUUUGCAAACUUCUGCUGGAAAAAACCAGACUACUGUAAAAGCAGUUCUUGUGGCAUCUUUAUAUCGAGAGUAUGGAGAUAAUCUAAAGAGGAUGUAUCGGAAGAAUCCAACACUUAGUGGGGAAGUGAUAAAAGUUUAUCAGCCAAGCCAUGAAGAGCAUCAAAAGUAUAAUGAUAAUAAGCAUAAUAUGAAAGCUUGGAUAGACAUGUAUCUGCUAAGUUUAUCUGACGAGUUGGUGACUACCUCUCUCUCUACUUUUGGCUACGUUGCUCAGGGAUUGGGGAAUUUGAAACCGUGGCUUCUUUACAAGCUAGUCAAUAACGAGACCCAUUUUCCACCAUGUGAACGAGAUUUCUCAUCGGAGCCUUGUUACCAUUUUCCUCCCAAGCAUUACUGCAACGGAGAGCCCCUCAAAGAUAUUGUUUCUUCUUUCCCCUAUUUGAGGCCGUGCAAGGAUUUUAGGGUUGGUUUGAAGAUGGUCAAAGAUUCUAUAUAGGUGCAUAUUUUUCGUGGUUAAGCUAGUGAUCGAAUGGUUCCUUCAACAAAAUUACACACCUAACUUCUAAAUUUUCAAACAUAGAUUGUAGUCGCUCUUAGCUCAAUUAGUUGCCUUCAUUUUCAUCUAUGUUUUUAUAUAUAUUUGUCGGUGGAUUAUUUAACGGAAGAAUAAUGAUGAUAUUUAAACACCUACAAAUUUCAAAUA
This is a messenger RNA of Glycine soja, 2239 nucleotides long. Its product is annotated as probable fucosyltransferase 7. The transcript is spliced from 5 exons. NCBI's taxonomy places the organism in Eukaryota, Viridiplantae, Streptophyta, Magnoliopsida, Fabales, Fabaceae. Gene Ontology annotation, cellular component: membrane; Golgi apparatus. The coding region runs from base 194 to 2032 and encodes 612 amino acids. Gene Ontology annotation, molecular function: galactoside 2-alpha-L-fucosyltransferase activity. Gene Ontology annotation, biological process: xyloglucan biosynthetic process; cell wall biogenesis. The record is from RefSeq and is a predicted model, not a curated record.